Messenger RNA from Nanorana parkeri, 2571 nucleotides. It is a transcript of the gene ACCS, whose product is annotated as 1-aminocyclopropane-1-carboxylate synthase homolog (inactive). Bases 1 to 2556 code for a protein of 851 amino acids. The transcript has 15 exons. Gene Ontology annotation, biological process: biosynthetic process; amino acid metabolic process. Gene Ontology annotation, molecular function: transaminase activity; pyridoxal phosphate binding. The record is from RefSeq and is a predicted model, not a curated record. NCBI's taxonomy places the organism in Eukaryota, Metazoa, Chordata, Amphibia, Anura, Dicroglossidae.
AUGGAUUUCAGAGGGAAGAAAUAUGAACGAGGGAGCAACUGGUCAGACCCGGAGGUGGUAGAACUUUUACAGCUCUGGGGAAACGAGUCGGUGCAGAUGGAACUGGAGAGCUGUCUCCGGAACCAGCAUGUCUUCAACCGGAUUGCUGAUGCGUUGAGGGAAAAAGGAAUCCACAGGACUGGCGACCAGUGCCGGGAGAAGAUCAAGAAGAUGAAGCUGGAAUAUCGAAGGCUGAAGGACAAUAGUAAGACCCUGCGAGGUGGAAGGGCUUGGAAGUUUUACGAAGUGAUGGACAGGGUGUUGACUCACCGCCCUACUCUCUCUUAUGGGUCUAUAGGCCCCGGUGGGCUCUUGAACCAGCAUUUGCUCCAGAACUCCCUGUCUGAGGGGUUUCACGGUCCAUUCAGUCAGUAUGGUCAUUCUCAGACACAUCCGGAAAUGAUGGAAAUCAAAUCCGAGGAUGUGCAGUCUGAUGAACAAUGUCUGACUCCAGAACCUCCUAUGACGUAUAUACAGGAUUCCGGGGGAGAGCAAGAAGAGGACGAACAAAGCAUGCUGGAUAGAGGAGGGCAAGAUUCACCCAUAUCCAGAGUGGAGGUCACUGCUGAGGUCAGCGUAUCCCCCUCAGGUUUCAGUGAAGCCAAUAUGGCGGGCUCCUCGGGUCACAGCACUCAUCCGCAGUUCUGGAGGAAAAGGAAACCGCUGGAGCCGCUGGAGGACCUCAUCGCUCAGAUGCUGAUGGCUCAGCGAGCCUCAGAGGAACGCUUUCUUCAACUUGAGGAACGGAGGAUGGUGCAGGAGCAAGAGGCGGAGGAACGGAGGCUUCGUCUGGAGGAGCGGAGGCUGCAGCUGGACCGUCAGCACGAGCUGCGCAUGUUCACUGUGUUCGCCCAGAUGCUGGGCAUGAUACGUCAAAGUGGAGGGGAGUCUAUGCCCAUGCCUCCAUCAAAUUCUGGCUUAACACCAGAGGGUGACAAUCUGAAGAGAGCCUCUACGAGCAAAGAGCCUGAAGUAGGAGAUGUGUACAGUUGUAAGCAGUUCUUCAGCCCCUAUCUGUCUAGUCGUGGCAACAUCCUGUGUGGUUUCCGAGGCUCCUCUGAGGAGGGAUACAGAGCAUAUCAUGAAGACAAGUACGAUGAGGACAAGAACCCCAAUGGCAUCAUCAACUUUGGCACGAGUGAAAAUAAACUUUGCUUUGACCUGAUGUCCAAACGGCUGACCCAAAGUGACAUGAAUGUGGUUGAGCCUCCGCUGCUGCAGUAUCCAGACUGGAAGGGCCAUGGAUUUUUAAGAGAAGAAGUGGCCCGUUUUUUGACUUAUUACUGUAAAACACCCGCACCUUUAACUUCAGAAAAUGUGGUUAUAUUAAACGGCUGUGGCUCCCUGUUCUCCGCUCUGGCCGCUGUCCUCUGUGAUGCUGGAGAUUCUAUUCUCAUUCCGACGCCGUUCUAUGGAGGAAUCACACAAAGCAUUUUCUUGUACAGCGGUAUUAAGCUGGCCUACGUGCACCUAACAAGCAAGGUUACGUCUUCGGGGGGGCGGCCAUUCCAACUAACUGUGCAGAAAAUGGAGUCGGCUCUGCAGACCGCCAAAGAGGAGGGCACCACUGUGAAGGCUCUUAUCUUGAUAAACCCCCACAAUCCUCUGGGUGACGUAUACUCUGCUUCUGAAAUGUUGGACUUCCUGGAGUUUGCCAAAAGGCACUCGCUGCACGUUAUAGUGGAUGAGAUUUAUAUGCUGUCAGUUUUUGAUGAAUCCUCCACAUUCCACAGUGUCCUGAGCUUUGAUAAACUUCCUGACCCCCAAAGGACCCACGUGAUGUGGGGGAUUAGUAAGGACUUUGCUGUCUCCGGGGUGCGUUUCGGCACCCUCUACUCUCAGAACCAAGAUGUCUGCAAUGGAGUGGCUUCCCUCUGCUACUUCCAUGGGGUCUGUGGACCUGUACAAUACAUGAUGGCUCAGCUGCUUCGUGAUCGAGACUGGAUUAACCAGAUUUAUUUGCGGGUCAACCAUGCUCGCUUGCGGGCUGCCCAGGCCUUUGUAGCCGACGAACUCCGAGCCCUCAAUGUUCCUUUCCUAAACCGCGGAGCCGGAUUUUUCACCUGGAUUGACUUUCGGAAGUAUCUGAGGGCUCCAACCUUCGAGGAAGAAGUCAUAUUGUGGCGGGACUUUCUGGACAACAACGUUCUUCUGUCCUGUGGGAAAGCCUUUGAAUGUUGUGAGCCGGGCUGGUUUCGAAUCAUAUUCUCAGACAAGACUCACCGACUGCAGCUAGGAAUGCAGCGAAUCCGGAAGGUCCUGGAGAUGAGGGAGAAGGAGCUUCAGCCGGAGCAGAGGAACCGGGCAGAAGAAGACGGUAAAGCGGACAGCACCGACGAGGUCAUCUACGUCUCCAGCCACCGCGAGCCGUCCGGCUCCAACCUGAGCGACCUCAUCGUCCAGCUCCAGCACCAGAUGCGGUCGUCGGAUUGGCUGCAGCAGAACACGGCGGAAAACUUUGCCCAGCAGAACCCCGAUGUCUUCCAGGUCUACAGCAAAUUCACGGGGAAGCAGUGAUCCCAGGAGGAGGAG